AAAGGAAAAACUCUAUCUGGAAGUUGUCGUACUGAGGUCAUCGUUAGUGAAUGCUAUGGUUAUGGUGGUAGGAUGGAGCUACUUUACAGCUUGGAGCGUCUCGUCGUAUCCCCAGAUCUUGCUGAACAAACAAAGAAGAAGGCAUUCCGCUUUGGUUUUGGAAAACGAUGCAUUUACAGCGUUAUCGGUCUAAAUUUUGAUCUUCUCGCGCUAAAUGUUAUCGGAUAUUUGUCUUACUGUGUAUACAACCUUUCCAUGUUCGCUAGUAAAAAGGUUCAAGUAAGUUGUUUGACUUGGACCUUUUAUAGACUUUUAUAGAA
Cylicostephanus goldi is the source of this 320-nucleotide messenger RNA. The record is from the annotation of a GenBank genome assembly. Lineage: Eukaryota; Metazoa; Nematoda; Chromadorea; Rhabditida; Strongylidae.